AUGAUAUUUGAUACAACUGAUCUCGUCUACUAUCUGAUCAGCAUCCCUCUAACACUACUGCUCUGUCGGCUCCUAGUCCCGUCAUUGACCACAACGCGGACGCCAUCGCUGAGGGUACCAGAAGUUGAUGUGGUGGUGGAGUCACGAACGAACACUGGUUCGAAUUCUGUUAAGGAGUCGGUUGAGACUGCUAGGGAGCACCAACCCGCUUCGGAAAAUACUGUCACUGAAACGAAUGAUAACACUGCACGAGUGAAUGAGAUAGCUGCUGCAAUUGGUGGAACAUCCAGAGUCGAGGAAUCAGAGGAAAAGGCGAUGCAUGCCCAAGUGCCUCCAAUUGAGGUGGAGAACAAGUCCAUUAGGAAGAACACUGUAGAGCAACAGCAGCAUGUGGUGACGAGGAACAGUGGAGAGGUGACGGCUCAGGAGGGAGGGGCUCCAGGCUUGGUGUCUUACAAUGGCACCGUUGUGACUCGACAUAAUUACAACCAGCCUACCCCGAACGAAUUCGAGAUCCAGAAGAGCAUCCUUGUCGCUGCUAAUGCACGAUCCGUCAAGGGCCUGCUCGAAAUCGUGGACACGCACGUAACUCAACUGAACUCCGUCAACGUUUCAACUCUAAUACACCGCCUGGCCAGCAUAACUCAGAACCACGAGCAAAGUCAGAAGGCAUUGACUCGCGACCAUCGGAUGAAAAAGGUGCUCCGAAGAGCCGUCGAGUUGGCGCGGAUUUCGAGCUGCCAGUCAUUGUCCAACAUAUCCUGGGCGGUUGGUAAGCUGCAGUUGAGUGAUGAGAAGGAGGUGGUGGAGGCCAUCGUAGGUGCUGCUAAGACUCGACUAGAGCACUUCCGUCCACAGAACUUCUCCAACAUGCUUUACGGCCUCUCCCGAGUUAAUCAUUACGAUAAAGCAUUGAUGGAAAUGGUUGCCAAGAGGGUGUUGGGAACUAUACACAAUUUCAAACCGCAGGAAGUGUCGAAUCUCCUAUAUGCUUACGGACGUCUCAACUGUUUCCACGAGGAACUGUUAAAAGAAAUCUGCGACUGUGUUGCGAUCUUGACGCCUCAUUACGAUGGCCAUGGUAUCGGCAAUAUCAUGUGCUCACUCGCAAGGCUGAAUUAUCCCGACAAGAAACUAAUGGAUAUUUUCGAGAUGGCUUCCUCCAAUUAG
Perkinsus marinus ATCC 50983 is the source of this 1170-nucleotide messenger RNA. RefSeq lists its product as hypothetical. Lineage: Eukaryota; Perkinsozoa; Perkinsida; Perkinsidae. Gene Ontology annotation, molecular function: RNA binding. The record is from RefSeq and is a predicted model, not a curated record. The transcript is spliced from 10 exons. Gene Ontology annotation, biological process: regulation of mitochondrial mRNA stability; mitochondrial RNA processing. Bases 1 to 1170 code for a protein of 389 amino acids. Gene Ontology annotation, cellular component: mitochondrial matrix; ribonucleoprotein granule.